UGCACUGGCCAGAAUAAGUUGGAUCACGUCUGUCUUCACUGAAAUCCAAAAUCAUAUCAAAACUAUGGCGGUGUUGAGAAUAAGAACAAUGAGAUACUUUGGGGUUUGGACCUUCCUCGUAAUAGUGGCUGUGGUCUGUGCGCAAAGGGUCAAUGACCCUAGCAAUAUGUCAAUCGUAAAAGAAACUGUGGAUAGACUGUUGAAAGGAUAUGACAUUCGCUUGAGGCCAGAUUUUGGAGGUCCCCCUGUGGGAGUGGGGAUGAAUAUAGACAUAGCCAGCAUAGACAUGGUAUCUGAAGUCAAUAUGGACUAUACAUUGACUAUGUAUUUCCAGCAAGCUUGGCGAGACAAGCGGUUAUCCUACUCGGAGAUUCCCCUCAAUCUCACCCUGGAUAACCGAGUAGCGGAUCAGCUGUGGGUACCAGACACCUACUUCCUAAAUGACAAGAAGUCUUUUGUCCAUGGUGUCACAGUGAAAAACAGAAUGAUUCGACUCCAUCCAGAUGGAACCGUGCUCUAUAGCCUGAGGAUCACCACUACAGCAGCUUGUAUGAUGGACCUGAGACGAUAUCCGCUGGAUGAACAAAACUGCACACUGGAGAUAGAGAGCUAUGGGUACACCACUGAUGACAUAGAGUUCUACUGGCGAGGAGGUCACAACGCUGUGACGGGGGUGGAGAGAAUAGAACUACCCCAGUUCUCCAUCGUGGACCACAAACUCAUCUCUAAGAAUGUCGUCUUCUCUACAGGAUCCUACCCCCGACUCUCCCUCAGCUUCAAGCUGAAGAGAAACAUUGGCUACUUCAUCCUGCAGACCUACAUGCCCUCUAUCCUGAUCACCAUCCUUUCCUGGGUCUCCUUCUGGAUCAACUAUGACGCUUCCGCUGCCAGAGUGGCUUUGGGAAUCACCACUGUGCUGACCAUGACCACCAUCAACACUCACCUGCGGGAGACCCUUCCCAAGAUCCCCUACGUCAAGGCCAUUGACAUGUAUCUUAUGGGUUGCUUCGUAUUCGUCUUCCUGGCCCUGCUAGAGUACGCCUUGGUCAACUACAUCUUCUUCGGCAGAGGACCCCAGCGCCAGAAGAGAGCGGCUGAGAAAGAAGCUGUUGCCAACAAUGAGAAAAUGAGAAUGGAUCCAAACAAGUGGUUGGUGGGAAAUGUAGUUCAGAGAGACGAUACUCUGUAUGCCAGAAUGAAACAGAGGGAUAUUGACGCUCAUGACUCGAUGUGGGAACCAAUCUUUGUGGACGAUGCAGCGAUAGGACUAGGCGAGGAAAAGAAUAAGAUGGACCCGCAUGAAAAUAUUCUUCUGGGCACUAUAGAAAUUAAGAAUGAGAUGGGAGCAUCGGAGCUGACCCUUGGUCUCAGUGACCCCAGGAGCACCAUGUUGACUUAUGACAGCUCCACCCUGCAGUACCGCAAAGCAGGGCUGCAGGCCAGGCACAACUUUGGACGCAACACCCUGGAGCGCCACAUGCCUCAGAAGAAGAACCGGCUACGGAGGCAUGCUUCACAGCUGAAGAUCAACAUUCCCGAUUUGACUGAUGUAAACUCUAUCGACAAGUGGUCGAGAAUGAUCUUCCCCACUGUCUUUUCUUUGUUCAACAUAAUCUAUUGGCUCUACUACGUCAACUAAAUGGACUUCAGCAAGGCAGAACAAAACAAACAACAAAGCUAGUUUUUCUCUGAAUAGUUAUCAUUUUGCUGUUUGUUCUUGCAACACAAGACUGAAUUACUAAAACAAAAUCAGGACUGACUCCAUUUUACCUUGGAACACCUUAAUUGCUGGCUAACACAUGAAAACCUUAGAGGAGAGCGAGAGAAAUUCAGAACAUAUACUGUAUGGUGCCUGUACCAGAGUUUUUGUUUAUAAUUUUACAAGUACAAUAUUUAGUGAAUUUAGUAUUUUAUCAUUUUUAAACGUUUGUUUGCAUAUAUUUGUAUGUUUUUACAUUUUAAAAUCUUUAUAUAUAUAUAUCUAUCUAAUUUGUUGCCAAAACAUAGUUAGAAAUAUUAAUGAUAUAUUGAUUUUUAAAUAUCUCAGACCACAAAGACACUCCUUAAAACAGUUACAAGCAUGUUCAGGUCAAUCUUUUCUAAGACUCAUUACUUCAAAGAUGUAAUGUUAUUUAUCCUAGAAUUUAUUUUGUCUUUAUAUUGUGAAGUUUCACGUUUUCAUAGUAUUAAGUCAUAGUUAAAGGGUUUUACGAUUAACCAACCUUUUCUACCUUGAUAUAGUUGAUAAAUCAUAUUAUUUAUUUUGAAGCAUUAUUUCAAUUCUAUGAAAGUGUUUGAUAGUGUAGUAGAUACUAUUUUAGACGACAGAAACAAACAUCAUUCCUAACCUUGACAGAAGAAACUAGAAAGUAAAGUUUAUCGGCCGUUGACAUUGAAUGCUGUAGCAUAGCUAACAGAUAAAUGCAUCACAAAGCCUUUGAUUCAUGAUUUGAUAUUGUUUUCUUAAAGUAUUCAUUCAGAAAAGGUACAGAAUAUUAACUUGAAAUGUAGAAGUUGAAUAUAUUGCAAAAAAAUGAGAAGAAACCGAGAAAGAAAUGGAGAAAGAGAAUGUUGCAUUAGUCUUCAAAGCAGUUUAAGAGUCAGUGAUACAGUGAUAGAUCAUGUAGAAGAUCAAUUGAAGAAAAAUUCACAAACGUGUCUCUGAAAAAUGGUUUGUUCACAUAUCUGGAAGAUUACAGGAUAAUAUGAUGUAUUUGCUCAUAAUUGUUCUUCACGUGGAUAUACAGAAACAAACAUUGGCUCUAGUUUGUUAAGAAACAUCAGAUGGCAUCUUGUAAUUCCUAUUCCUAAUGAAUUGAGCCAGCAGUUAAGGAUUCUAUGAUAGGCAUUUCAUGAUGCAUCAAAAGACAAUCUUUCCUAUCACCAUGAUGUGUAAAUAUCUCUUGUAUAUGAUUAUUUAAAAAGUAAUGAUAUCUAUCACAGUUCCAGCGAGGAUCCAUCCAGAAUUUGUCCAUGAUAUAAUUAUCUUCAGGAAGUUGGAAGGUUUUGAAAACAAAGGUUUUGAGCAGCUCCACCUUCUUAAAUUAUACACUGUCAUUACUGCCAUUUCUUUAUCAAAUAUCCAGGUGUUGACAGUAACUAUACAAAACAAAGAGUAUGAUAGAGAGAAAAGGCUGCUCUGCAAGCUGGCAAGAGAAACCACAAUGCACGAAAGCACAAUGCAGCUCCAAAUCUCAAUUGAAAAUGGACUGUCGUCUUAAGAUAAUAUGUUUAUUUCUGAUAAUCAGUUCAUUAAGUUUCUCUACUUUCCUUGCAAAUGAUUACUAUAAGUAUACUGUAAUAAUACUUCUUUCCUGCCAAAUGAUUACUAUAAGUAUACUGUAAUAAUACUCCUUUCCUGCCAAAUCAUUACUAUACUUAUAAUACUCACGUCCUGCCAAAUGAUUACUAUAAGUAUACUGUAAUAAUACUAAUUUCCUGUUCAUGCAUUCCAUUACUCUACUUCCCUGCCAAAUGAUUACUAUAACUAUACUGUAAUAAUACUAAUUUCCUGCCAAAUGAUUACUAUAAGUUUACUGUAAUAUAACUAAUUUCCUGUCAAUGCAUUCCAUUACUCUACUUUCCUGCCAAAUGAGUACUAUAAGUAUACUGUAAUAAUACUCCUUUCCUGCAAAAUGAUUACUAUACGUAUACUGUAAUAAUACUCCUUUCCUGCCAAAUGAUUACUAUACUUAUACUGUAAUAAUACUCCUUUCCUGCCAAAUGAUUACUAUACGUAUACUGUAAUAAUACUCCUUUCCUGUCUGGUUGUUUCCCUUAUUAGUAAUACUCCAUGAAUGAUCACCUUAUGGCAACACUGCCAAUAGUAAAGUCAGCAUUCAAUGGAAAUUAAGAAACGUCAUAAACAUUUUGGAAACCAAAACACACAGUAGUACAUCGUACAGCUGUUGCGUGUACCAUGUUUGACCACUGACUUUGUAAAACAACAUUUUGCAUACAAACAGAUCCAAAAGCCAUAGUGUCUGUAUAGUAGGUGGUGCAACACUUCUUGGUGCUCUUGAGACUGCUCCCUCAAAACAGAGAUAUAGUUUGAAGAGAGAGACUAGAACAUUACAAUUUAUCUCCUAUGUUUCUUGAAAAUGUAUGGAAACACACACAGCGAUAACUGCACAAAUAUUAUAAAUUAUUUAUUAGUGAUUUCUGAUCAUUUUAGUGUUUGGUGACUCCCUUAGAUGAUCGGUAACAAUUAAAUAUAGAAAACAACCCCAUGAACAUAUGAAUUAUCAUUACAUGCAGAUGUUGUGACAUCACCUCAAGUGCAAUUGCAUGUUUUCAACAUACGUGGUAUUCACCCCAAAACAAUUCGUAUUGCAUGUUUUCAACAUACGUGGUAUUCACCCCAAAACAAUUCGUAUUGCAUGUUUUCAACAUACGUGGUAUUCACCCCAAAACAAUUCGCAUUGCAUUUUUUCUUCUCGCUUCUUUACAUCCGCAUGUUCUUUUCUCAAUAAUAUCAAUGGACAAAAGUCCACUUCCUUCUCUUUUUUGGGGCUUUUGAUUAAGUCUUCUGACGCUUACUUUUACACAAUCCAAACAAAGGUAGCCAUCGCACUCUUGUUGUGACGUGAUGAACAUCAUUUAAAUGUACAGUAUAAGGAUGAACAAGUAAUGGUUGAAAGUAAAGGGUUCGUUUAGGAUUUUUUGUGUGUGUGUGUUUCCAGCCAUGAGACUACGGCUGGAAUUCAGUCAAACCCGCACAGCAGAAAAACAUGAUACAUUUUUUUAACAUACAUUUUCUGGCAGAAAAAGUAAGGAUAGGGUGCAUUUUUACAAGACAUGACCUAAGUGAUUUUACCACCCAUGUGGUUUUCUGCGGUAAAGGUUUGAUUGAAUACACCCUUAUUUUAACCAUGCAUACUAAAUAUGGCUAUUUAACCUAAUCUAUAUCUAUAUAAUGAUUUGGGUAUAUGGGCUAUUUUUUACUUUUCACUCAUGUUUAAUGUAUCAUUACAAUAUUGUGUUUGUGUAAUUUAUUUGCAUAUACUCAUAUGGCCCUAUAUUACAUUUAGUUUAAUGUUCACUCACUCUAUUUUAAGAUGUUACCAGAUCAUCUACAUGUACAUUUGAAGAAGCUUGAAUAUGAUUAAUACAUACAUUGAUCUACAGAAAUGUCUUGAUAUUGGUGUUGUACGAUUUUUCACAGGGUUUGGGGUAGGGCUGUGUUCAAAAACCUGUUUCUAGGUGUACAUAUAAUAUAUUGUUAGUAAACAUCAAUUGGAGCCUGAUAUUCCUGUAAAUAGAAGACUAAAAUCAAUUUUCAACUUACUUAUUUGUACUUUACUGUAAGACGAAUGCAAAGCAAUUUCAUGGUUUCAGCUGAUAUGACAACGAUAAUGUAAAUAUUUUGAAGAGUACCACUCGAUCACUUAGUAAAACAAACAUUUGUUGUUUUAAUGACUCAACUCAGAAUGUCUUCAGUUUUUGCCAAAUUGUCAAGUAUUAUCAAAGGCAAGAAUGUAGUUGAUGUAAUUUUGCAGCACAUGCCUGAGGUAGCUGAGACAUGUAAGCAGGAGUAUAAGCAUUUCUAGUUCCACUGAUUGGAAAGAUACACAUACAUGUGCACGCACACACACACACACACAUAAACCUGCAUGACACACACACACACAUAAACCUGCAUUC
This is a messenger RNA of Oncorhynchus tshawytscha (Chinook salmon), 5643 nucleotides long. RefSeq names its product gamma-aminobutyric acid receptor subunit beta-2. The transcript has 10 exons. The record is from RefSeq and is a predicted model, not a curated record. Gene Ontology annotation, biological process: monoatomic ion transmembrane transport; regulation of membrane potential; nervous system process. Gene Ontology annotation, molecular function: extracellular ligand-gated monoatomic ion channel activity; neurotransmitter receptor activity; GABA-A receptor activity. The coding region runs from base 65 to 1639 and encodes 524 amino acids. Gene Ontology annotation, cellular component: membrane; synapse; GABA-A receptor complex. Lineage: Eukaryota; Metazoa; Chordata; Actinopteri; Salmoniformes; Salmonidae.